This is a messenger RNA of Cladocopium goreaui, 1356 nucleotides long. NCBI's taxonomy places the organism in Eukaryota, Dinophyceae, Suessiales, Symbiodiniaceae. The record is from the annotation of a GenBank genome assembly.
AUGGUGCAGCAUGAUUUUGCAGACGUUGCCUUUGGACAAAGAUUGCUUUCUGAGGGCAGAGUGUCCUGGUGGGAAGAGUCUGACUUUUUGGCUCAGCUUAGAGGGAGCCUUCCAAAACAAGAUCUUUUUGGCCGUUUAUGUGAGGAAUUGCAACCUUUCAGAGAGCAGAUUCUCAAGGAUCUGGGACCGCGAGUGAAGGAGGAGACCUGUGGCGCCUUUCUGUCAGCGCGGCAAGGCCAGAAGAAGGGAGUGGAAGUGGCCUCGCGGCCAAAUCAGGGGCGAUCCUUGGUGACCACCAGGCACUUAGAGAGAGGAUUCGUGGUGAUUCGUGAAUAUCCCUUGGCUAAAGUGCUUCUAGAUCUUGAAAACCGAUCUGGAUUACCUGGAUUGAAACUCCAUCCAGAGACACGCUUGGCCCUACAACUCUGGAAUGCCGAGAGAAAGGGGGACAAGAGAAUUGAAGCAGCAAAGGAUUUGUUGGAUCAUGGUGGAAAUGAUGCCUCUGCGCUAAAGAUGCGCGCUUUACUGGCUGCUUGCUGUACUCUUUGCGUUGACGUGGGCAUUUCCAGAAAUGCAGCGUGUGAGUCGUUGUUUCACUGGUUGGGAUGCGUGCGGGUCAAUGCAGUGGCGGUCACUGCGCUGGUGGAAGCAGAGGGGGAAGAAAUGCAGCAGGCCAAAGUUGCCUUAGCACUUUAUCCAGACUUGGCCCGGUCAGUGAACCAUUCCUGUCGACCCAAUGGAGUUCUACGUUUUGACGCCAAGGAUUCCCACGUGGAGCUGGUGGUCAGUGCUGGAGUGGAUGCAGGUGAGGAGGUGACGAUCAGCUAUGGACCAACCUCCUCCACAAUGCCACGCUCACAACGCCUUGGCAUUCUGAUGGCUCAGUAUGGCUUCGAGUGCCAUUGCACGGCAUGCGGAGGGACCAGUGUAGACGAGGACUUUCAAUGGAAACGCAAGGCCAAGAUGCUGGACGAGCGCGCGCGUGCAGCCGUUGCUCGUGCUGCGUGGCAGGAAGCUGUCAUAGCUUGCAGUGCUUCCAUUGCCAUGCUGCGUCAGGGAUUUCGAGACGGUGAUGUGGAACUAGCAAGGGAGGAGUGCAAACUGGCAGGGUUGACCCUGAGGGCUGGUGAUGCUGUGAAGGCCCGCGAACUUUGGUCUUCAUCAGCUGAUGUGUUACGUUGCUUGGUGAUGCCAGCUGACCCCGAUCUCCGUGAGGCGGAGGAGAUGCUUCGACAGCUGCCAGCGAGCCCAGUGCAGAAGGCAAGCUCCAGUUCAGCGGCCUUCGCCACUGCGUCCAGCAAGAGUGAAGUGGCUGCUGCAAUUGGAGGCGGAGAGAUGGUGAUGGGCAUGGCAUGA